AUGAUUUUGCCCCAAUUUCCGAUUCUUCCUCAACCACCAUCAUGGUUCCCGGGGCACAUGAUGAAGUUCACGCGGAGCCUGCCUGCUUUACUCAAAAGGACGAACGUCGUUCUCGAAAUCAGAGACUCGCGGCUUCCGCUGACGAGUAUAAACAGGACUUUGGAAGGUGCGUUGAAAAAAUGGAGGCUUGAACGAGGAUGGGAUCCGAAUAAUCCGGGUCGCCGUUUCUUUGCUGUUGAAGCAUGCGAACACAUUGUCGUGUUGAAUAAACGCGACCUUGUUCCUGAGUGGGGCCUGGAGCCUUUUCGAAAGGCUAUGGCUGCGAAGUAUCCACACCAGCAGCUCUUCUUCGCAUCAUGGCAGCGGCCACGGGAUAUUCGUACUCUCAACGAGAUCCUUGUAAACAUCGCCAAGGAGUACCCCCACGCGAUGGAGCUGAACGUCCUUGUAAUUGGUAUGCCAAACGUCGGCAAGUCGACAUUACUGAACGCACUUCGAAGUAUGGGAAUUAAAGGCCGAACGGCAAAAGCAUUUCAGACUUCGGCGAACCCUGGAAUGACGCAAACUUUGUCUACGAGGUUAAAGUUAUCCUUAGACCCGCUGGUGUACGCAUAUGAUACACCCGGAGUCAUGUUGCCCUUCCUUGGCCGUGGGGCGGAGGGCGCCGAAAGAGGAGUGAAACUUGCUCUCAUCGCGGGCAUCAAAGAAGGGUUAUACGACAUGGAAGCGCUAGCUGCGUAUCUGCUCUACAGACUAAACGUGCUGAAUCCCAUAUCGCCGGCGUAUUUACAGUUACUGCCGCCUGGAACUGCCCCAACGAACGAUGUGGAAGAGUUCUUGAUGCUACUUGCCAAGCGUAUGGGCAUGAUCAAGCGCGGCGCUGAGGUGGAUCUCAGUCGUGCUGCGGUAUACUUUGUGCGGUGGUGGCGCGAGGAAGGAGGGCUCUUGUCUGCGGCUUCGUCACCCCGUUUAGAAGCCAACCUGUCAAAAGACCUGAAUUCGCCAGCGUCACGUACUCUGGCCUGGGGUUUUGACUUUCAGUGGGAUCUGCAGCCGGAGGACACGCCGCUGGGUUAUAACCCCGAAACCCUCAUCCAACAGAAGAUGGAAGAGACGAUAGAGGAAUACGUACAAGCUACGGAACGGGAAGAGGCUGAUGAAAAUAACAUCAGUCAAACGCAAAUAAAAAAGAAAGCAGUAUUAGAGGAGAAGGAGAAAAGGCGUCUGAAGCAUGCGGCUAAGGGUGGAAGACGGUAG
Messenger RNA from Psilocybe cubensis, 1257 nucleotides. RefSeq lists its product as uncharacterized. The transcript has 7 exons. Gene Ontology annotation, cellular component: mitochondrion. NCBI's taxonomy places the organism in Eukaryota, Fungi, Basidiomycota, Agaricomycetes, Agaricales, Agrocybaceae. Gene Ontology annotation, molecular function: GTP binding; GTPase activity. The coding region runs from base 1 to 1257 and encodes 418 amino acids. The record is from RefSeq and is a predicted model, not a curated record.